GUUCAUGUUAGUGAGUGAGUGAGCGCCCGUGGAUUUAAAACCAUCCGCCCCGAGUUCCGCCAUCAAAACCGCAGCUCAAAAAAAAAAAAAAAAUCUCCCAGAACUCCGACCAGAGUUCCACAAGCACGAGGAACUCCAGAACGUCAAAUCAUCGCGAAGUUCCAAUCCCAUGAACUCUGUGUCUCUGGAAUAGUGCGGAGUUCUUAGAGAAUCGAGGAACUCCGGGGAACUCCGGGGAAAAUGGUGGUGUGAAAAAUUUCAUGGAGAGAAUCUAGAAAAAUUGGGUGAAAGUUGGAGAACAGGAAAAGAGGAAUUCAGGAAUUGGCCCAGUGGAAUUCAGGAAGAGGACACCAUAGCGGAUCUGAGGAGUCAGUCAGUGUGCCACCGGCGCCCUCCCCCACCUCAUUGCCCCCCACCCCUGGGGAUAUAACCCCCGUCGGUUUCCCCUAUUCAACCCGGUCCACGUUCAGUCGGGGAUAAACGUAAACACGACAGUCGAGGGUGAACCGCUGAGGGCGACAGUUCCAAGAUAAAAAUUGGUUUAAAAAAUAAAAUAGUUUAUUUAUUAAUCGUCUUGUGGACAGGAACUGUGUGGAAAGUCUUGGCAAAAAUUACUCAUUCUAACCCAGUGAUUGUUUAAUUAAUGAUUAAUCAAUUUAAUUAAUGCCGGGAGUGAUAAAUAAUUCUGAAGAAAAAAUCACUCCGAUUCUGUUAAUUAAUCGGUGAUUGUCUUGUGGACAGGAACUGGGGGAAUAUUGAAAAAUUUGUUUGUUUCAAACUAGUGAUUCGUUAAUUAAUGGUUGAUUGUGCGGUGAUCAGUGAAGACUAGAACGAAUUAUUAUUGAUUAUUAUUGAAUUAUUAUUGAGUGAUAGUGAGAGAAAUGAUCGGUGAUUGUUUAAUUGAGAAGAUCGAAGUGGAAUUGGAAAUUGAGGGGAUUAUGGGAGAGUAGGGACUGGGGACUAAGGGAUUUUAGUAAAAUGCUCGAGGAUCAGCCGCUCGAUCUCAGCGUCCGGGUGGGCGAUUAUCCGGAACUCUCGCGAGAGGAGAACUCCAUCGAAAGAGAUGAGGCACACAAGGAACUCGAGGAUUACUCUGCCCUACGGCUUCGGGAACUCGUCACAACGUCUGAGUACUCCCAGGUGGAGGACAGAACUUGCUCCGAGGACUCCGAUGACUCCUGCUCAGAUAAUAAUAGGAAGGAUGGCAGGAGCAGGGGAAGACCUCCCGGAACUAAACCCUACAAGAAAAAUCUUAUGAGACGAUACUUGGACACGCGGGAGGUCCAGCCACACGAUACGAAUGGAGAUAAGGAGUCGUUGGGUCUGGCAACAGUGAAAGCCGAACCUGGCAGCACAACAGGGGCUAGAUUACUUCACGGAAUAUUGUCCCAACAUCCUCAACAGCAUCUUGGCGUUCAGAGUGGCUAUGGGAGACAUCUGUCGAGUCAUGGACAGCUUGGACAGCCACCGUACAGCUCAAAUGGAAUAGCCAAUAGUACGCCAGGGAGUGGUUCACUGCCAGCGAGUCCUGCCGACAGUGGUGUUAGUGACGUAGAGUCUAGUACAUCGUCGGGUGGUAAUGAGGACGCUAAUCUUUUGCUCAAAGCGAGACUCAACCCAAACUCAUCGAUCCAAUCGAAUCUCGCCUCUCAUCACUCUCAUCUGCCAUCAGCUAUUGGCAGAUCGGCAUGCCACAGCCCUGGGGUUUAUCCGUCCUCCACAGGAUUCUUGCCACAGUCGUAUCAUCCCCAUCAGCACCACAACUCCCAGUAUCAUCCACACAGAGGUGGCUCACCUCAUCAUCCACAUAGUAGCCACAAUAUGCCGUCAACAAUGGGACCACCACAUCACCAUCAUCAUCAUCAUCAAGCCCAAAGUCUUCAGCAUCUGCAUUAUCGUCAGCCGCCGACGCUGUCGGAGAGCUACAACAGCUACGUGAACUCGAUGUACGGCGCAGGGGCGCAAUUUGCAGCCCCCUGCACCCCUUCACCACCCCGUGGCCCAGGGGGUGUACCAACAAGUGUAAUUCAGGCCGCAACGAGUUCAGUAUCCGACGAUCUCUACCUCCUGGAGCUUGGCUUUCCUCCGCGCGCUAAAAAGAGUAAAUUGAAGAAGGCACGUCAGGCAGACGGUGCAGCUGUCAAACGAAAAUCCCGCGAGGGCUCCACCACGUAUCUCUGGGAGUUUCUCCUUAAGCUCCUUCAGGACAGGGAGUACUGCCCGCGCUACAUAAAAUGGACGAAUCGCGAGAGGGGUGUUUUUAAACUCGUCGAUAGUAAAGCGGUGUCGAGACUCUGGGGCCUCCACAAGAAUAAACCAGAUAUGAAUUACGAGACAAUGGGUCGCGCCCUGAGAUACUAUUACCAACGGGGAAUACUCGCUAAAGUCGAUGGACAGAGGCUUGUUUACCAGUUUGUCGAUGUACCCAAGGAUAUUAUCGAGAUUGAUUGCACGGGUGCGUGAGAUAAGGCCUAUCCCCUGUGGGUUUUUGACAAAGUCCCCAUGUGGCAUGUACCACAGACUCAACCCUCUCUGACUCUCAUUCACUAAAUUCUCAUCGUCCUUUUAUCUUUUGUUGUGAUUUAGAGAAAAAAAAAAUGUUCGUUGGAAUUUCGGGUGAAUUGAUUGAGGGGAGACUGAGAAUUUGUUUAAUUCUGUCCUAUUGCAGGAGAACUCAAUAAUUAAUUACACAUCAAUUAUUUUCUUCAUUGAAAAAUUUAAUAUUUGUGGGAUAAACCACAAAAAUUGUAGUAUAGAUCUUUAGAGCGUUGUUCUUUAACAAUUACGAACUGCAAUGAAUUUUUGUUUAUAUAUUUUGUAAAAUUGUUUUAAAAAUUUAUAAUUGAUGUUUAAAAAAAUUACUGCAAUGGCUCGAGAGUUUGAAAAAUCGUAGAGGUCCCCUGUAGAUUGUACAUUGGAUAAAUUAUUUAUUGUAUUCGAUUGGAAAUUGUUACGCUGGGGGAGAGAUCGCGGUGGUGUAUAUGAAACGAAUUGUGGGCUGUGAAAAGGUUUGAGAGAAAAGGGGAUCCAGGGAGGGUGAUAUUUUUAUUUCUAACGCCCCACCUGUAAAAUCAUCUCGAAUAAUGCAACAGGUGCUGACACGAGGUCCAAAAACAGUUUUACGAGGGAAAAAAAAAAAUUGAGAAAAACAGAGGAAAAAAAAAAA
Molecule: messenger RNA, 3166 nt
Organism: Fopius arisanus
Lineage: Eukaryota; Metazoa; Arthropoda; Insecta; Hymenoptera; Braconidae
Gene: Eip74EF
Product: Ecdysone-induced protein E74
Exons: 5
Coding region: 979-2463 (494 amino acids)
Biological process (GO): cell differentiation; regulation of transcription by RNA polymerase II
Cellular component (GO): nucleus
Molecular function (GO): DNA-binding transcription factor activity, RNA polymerase II-specific; sequence-specific DNA binding
Source: RefSeq, a predicted model, not a curated record